Messenger RNA from Aspergillus melleus, 2700 nucleotides. Its product is annotated as putative GTPase activating protein (Evi5). Lineage: Eukaryota; Fungi; Ascomycota; Eurotiomycetes; Eurotiales; Aspergillaceae. The coding region runs from base 1 to 2700 and encodes 899 amino acids. The transcript is spliced from 4 exons. The record is from RefSeq and is a predicted model, not a curated record.
AUGGAUCCCUCCAGUCCCGCCACUCGGGUUCAAUCCGAUGGGAUCUUGAACCAUGUCGCCCCGAACCAUGCGCACAGCGACUCCAUGGUCACCGUCUCGUUAUCGUCCAAUUCGGAGCAUACCCAACCUGAAUGGCGCACCCUCGAUAUUCCCCGGACCCCCGUCGAGGUGACAUCCCCGGCCAACGCAGAAGAUACCGAGACGAAAACUACGCCGACGUUGGGGCCGGCCAAAUCGGUUCGUAGUGCCGGUACGUCGAUCCGGUCCCGGAGCAGCGAGGACGGCGAUCGGGGAGAUGGUGAUAUGGUGGAUUGGGAGGAAUUGGAAAAGACGGAGGAGCAGGAACCUCGCCGUGAGGGGUCCGACGAGUCGACAUCUCUUCUGUUAGCUCGUCUGGAGCAGGAAAACAAUGCCCUGGCAACCAACCCCAAAUCGGGCCUGGCCAACGUCGCAAAGUCGCAGGAAAUACAGCAACGACCGUCCCGAUCGCAAUCCCUGCAUCACAUCAAACGAUUGAUCAACGAUGACCCUCGGUCCUCGCUGCGUUAUUCCCAACUGCCACCUCCUCCGAUGACCGAGCUCGAGUUCUGGGCCGCUCUCGUCGCCGACUACCCCCAGACCGCGCAGCGAUUGCCGACGUUGACCUCGAAUAAAAUCCGCGGCGGCGUCCCGCCUCCCCUGCGCGGCGUGGUAUGGCCUAGUUUGGCCGGGGCUCGGGAUACGACGCUGUUGGCGGAAUAUCAGAGAUUGUGCGGCGAGACGAGCCCCUACGAAGGCAUUAUCGGAAAGGAUAUCGGUCGCAGCUUUCCCAACGUCGAGAUGUUCCGUGAUCCGCACGGUGAGGGGCAGCAAAUGUUGGCGCGGGUCUUGAAAUGUUUCAGUCUGUACGAUACCAAGAUCGGGUACUGUCAGGGGCUGGGAUUUGUGGUCGGUCCGUUACUGAUGCACAUGACGGAUGCGGAGGCAUUCUGUGUGCUGGUGAGGUUGAUGGACCACUACGACUUGCGCACGUGCUAUCUCCCUGAUUUGUCGGGAUUGCACCUCCGAGUGUAUCAGUUCCAGAAUCUCCUUUCUCGUCUUCGACCCGGACUGUUUGCGCACUUGGAAUCGCUGCAUGUCGAGCCGGUGUACGUGUCGCAGUGGUUUCUGUCGUUUUUCGCCGUAUCGUGUCCUCUGCCCAUGCUUCUUCGCAUCUACGACGUGAUUUUCCUGGAGGGAGCGUGCGAGACCCUGAUGCGCGUGGCACUUUCGCUGAUGCAGCGCAAUGAGAAGAAGAUUCUGGCCUGUGCGGAAUUUGAGGAUGUGAUGCAACUGCUGUUGUCGCGCAGUUUGUGGGAUACAUACGCCUGCCACGCGGAUGAUUUCGUCAACGACUUUGUCUCACUGACUUCGCUGGUGACCAAGGAAAGCCUGCAAGCGCUGGAAGCCAGUUACAACCAAUCACAGGGCGUACCGACGGGCAUUUCGUUCCCUCAAAUGCAGGCGGCGGCGUCGCGCUUCUUAGGCCGCUUCUGGGCGGGGUCCGGCUCUCACAACUCCAUGAAACAGCCAUUUUCGCUCAACCCCAACCACGCCAGCACCUCGGCCAGCAUUCGUCGCUCCGCCUCCAAGCAGAGCAUGACUUCCACCUUAAAUUCCAUCGAGUCCACCUCCGAUGCCAGUACCGCCCCCACCGAACUCUCCGCGGACGUUCCCAAGCCGCGCGCCAAAUCCACCAUGUCACAGAACAAAGAUCGCGACCUGCACACGCAAAUCGAAGAUCUCCUGAUGGCACUCAGCGAUCUACAGCGCCAGCACGCCGACCUCACCCGGGACCUGCAGCACGAGCGCGAAGAGCGCGAGGAGGACCAGCAGAUCGCCAAAGCCAUGCUCCACCACAUUAAGUCCGACGAGACCGCCGCGCCGACCGAGCUGAUCGGCAAAGCGGAGGAGCGCUUCGUCGGCGCCGUAUCGCCCAACCAAGAGGAGUCUAUCGACCAGACCAAGCACCAACUGCGCGACGACCUCAACCGAUGGAAGGAAAUGCACACCGUCGAGGCCGGUCGCUGCCUCGACCUGACCCGUCGCAUGGACGAGCACGAGAAGGAGAAUUCGUCGCUGCGCGAACAGCUGCGGGAAGCGCGCGGGCGCAUUCAGGACGGCUACCGCGAUCGCCAGCGCCUUGAGCGAAUGGUCCGCGAGCUGCGCUCCGUCAAAGCGCCCACCUCGACUGACACCCCGCCGGAAUCCUACGGGUCGCCGACCAGCGAACCCGGCGAGGGCGUCACGCCGCCAGGCCUGCGCGAACUCAAACUCGUCCGCUCGAACUCGCAACGAUCCAUGUCUCAGCGCUCCGCCUCGCCCCGCAGCACCUUCACCAAGCGCUCCAGCAGCCUAGGCCUGCAGUCGGUGCUGGCGACGGAGAACAACAAACCGGCCGGCGACGAGGCCCUCCUGCUGGAGCUGGUCAACGCGAAAACGGCAGAGGCGGUCGCCAAGCAAGAACUCGAGGAAGUAAAGGCCAAGAUGGAGGGACUCCGGAAACAGGUCGCCGCGUCACAACGCGCGCAGUCGCAGACCCCCGAACCGCCCAGUCGGACUCCUUCCGCGAUGGGCGUGCACAAAGUGACCACAGAGCCGCCAGCCACCGGAGGCGGAUUCUUCAGUGGCUGGGGACGACGGGCGGUCUCGACCAGCCAGGAGUCGUAUACCGAGAAGUAG